CUAUCGAAGCCAAUUGCAAUACCCGCUACAAGUGCAGACUUAGGAUCUGCAUUCCUGAGAGCUUACCCACCUGUGUUGGAGGAUGUAAACAUUUCUCGAAUCGAGUUUCUAGAGUUUCUAGACCACCUCAACCGCGCCAUCGUCGCAAGCCCAGGGCUGCGAGCUCUCAGCAUUGCCUCAGAUGCUGCUGGAUUUGUGCCCGAGCCUACUGCUCAGAUUGUUUCGACCGCAGCUGGCAUUAGCGCAACCGUAGGCACCUUUGCUAUGUCCAAGACCCGAUCUGAAAUGGUCAUUCGACAAGCGAAUAAAGACAUCUUCUUUCCCAGAGGCUUGGAGGUGAAAAUUGCAAAGUUGAAAUACGUUGCCAAGCUUGCCAACAUGCCUAUAUUGAACGAGAAAGGAGAUAUAGACAAGCAGUCGCCAAUUUUGGAACCACUCCAGGUUCUUGCCGAGUCAAAUGAGCUCAGAACCAUCAGCGCUCAGCAGCGCCGUCUAAGAGCCCUUGAAACGUGGAUUUCUCCUCUGACGAUUGAGGAGCUUCCUCCAGUCGCGAAUCCAUCCAAUGUGUUCAAGAAAGUGGAUGCCUUUGUCAGUGAGAUGGAGCGAAAAUCCGCAGAGAAGUCUAUGCUUAAGAAGAGAGUCAAGGUGAAUGACAAACACGAGAAAGCAAGCCAAAAUGCGCUGUCAAAAUAUGAAAACUCGAUGAGACGUUUCGAAAACAGGGCGUACGGCUUUGGCGCAGGUGACCGUCACGCAAGCAGAGAUCUAGAGCGGCUUGAAGAUCGUCGCUUGAAAGCCACAGUAAAGUACGAAAAAGAUGUUGAGAAGGCGCAGAAGAGGUACAAGAAACGGGACAGAGAGGAGAAGAGCAUCAGGCGAAUCAACUUUCUUGUGAUU
Messenger RNA from Trichoderma atroviride IMI 206040, 897 nucleotides. RefSeq lists its product as uncharacterized. Lineage: Eukaryota; Fungi; Ascomycota; Sordariomycetes; Hypocreales; Hypocreaceae. The record is from RefSeq and is a predicted model, not a curated record.